Messenger RNA from Jaculus jaculus (lesser Egyptian jerboa), 5385 nucleotides. RefSeq names its product unc-13 homolog A (gene Unc13a). Gene Ontology annotation, biological process: dense core granule priming; synaptic transmission, glutamatergic; synaptic vesicle priming. The coding region runs from base 487 to 5385 and encodes 1632 amino acids. Gene Ontology annotation, molecular function: diacylglycerol binding; calcium ion binding; phospholipid binding. The record is from RefSeq and is a predicted model, not a curated record. Gene Ontology annotation, cellular component: plasma membrane; presynaptic membrane; neuromuscular junction. The transcript has 45 exons. NCBI's taxonomy places the organism in Eukaryota, Metazoa, Chordata, Mammalia, Rodentia, Dipodidae.
GUGCUGAUGGUGGAUGCCUGAAGGCAGACAGGCAGGUCUGCUGAUGGGGGAUGAGGCUGAGGGAGAAGGGGAAGAUACUGGAGAGCUGGUGGAAAGGGAAAAGAAACCAGUAGAGUCAAAAAAGCCAAGUUUGACGGUGCUCAAGAGAAAUUCAACACGUACGUGACGCUGAAGGUGCAGAACGUGAAGAGCACCACCAUAGCGGUGCGCGGCAGCCAGCCCAGCUGGGAGCAGGACUUCAUGUUAUGAAGAAAUGGAGGCCACACAGCAUGGCCACAGCUGGAAAGUGGAUGUGCAGGCAUUUGCCAACCUCUAAGUUAUCCCCCCAAAGGAGUCAGGCUGGAGACGUCAAUAGACGUCUUCUCAUGGAUUCGACACUGCCAGGACACAUCCUGGCAGGCAGAGCCCAGCAAGUGGAGUGAGAUUAACCGCCUGGAUUUGGGACUGACUGUGGAAGUAUGGAACAAGGGUCUCAUUUGGGACACGAUGGUGGGCACCGUGUGGAUCCCUCUGCGGACUAUCCGCCAAUCCAACGAGGAGGGCCCCGGAGAGUGGCUCACACUGGAUUCACAGGUGAUCAUGGCCGAUAGUGAGAUCUGCGGCACCAAGGACCCCACGUUCCACCGCAUCCUCUUAGACACGCGCUUCGAGCUGCCACUGGACAUCCCAGAGGAGGAGGCACGCUACUGGGCCAGGAAACUGGAGCAGCUGAACGCCAUGCGCGACCAGGAUGAGUUCCCUUUCCAGGAUGAGCCUGACAAGCCAUUGCCAGUGCCGGGAAGCCAGUGCUGCAACUGGAAUUAUUUUGGCUGGGGUGAACAAAACGAUGACCCUGACAGCGCUGUGGAUGACCGGGACAGUGACUACCGCAGUGAGACCAGCAACAGCAUCCCGCCACCCUACUACACGACAUCGCAGCCUAACGCCUCCGUCCACCAGUACUCUGUGCGCCCACCCCCUCUGGGGUCCCGGGAAUCCUACAGCGACUCCAUGCACAGCUAUGAGGAGUUCUCUGAGCCGCGGGCCCUCAGUCCCACAGGCAGCAGCCGUUAUGCAUCCUCAGGUGAGCUGAGCCAGGGCAGCUCCCAGCUAAGCGAGGACUUCGACCCCGAUGAGCAGAGUCUGCAGGGUUCUGAGGAUGAGCGUGACCGGGACUCCUACCACUCGUGCCAUAGCUCGGUGAGCUACCACAAAGACUCGCCACGCUGGGACCAGGAUGAUGAGGAGCUGGAUGAGGACCUGGAGGAGGACCUGGAGGAGGACCUGGAGGAGGAGCUGGAGGAGGAGCUGGAGGAGGAGGAGUUGCCUGAGGAGGAGGAAGAGGAAGAAGAGGAGGUGCCAGAUGACUUGGGCAGCUACACCCAGCAUGAAGAUACCACUGUGGAGGAAUCCAAAGAGUUCAAGCGCAUCAGCCUUCCACCUCCUGCACCCGAGGAGGACAAGGCCCUAGCCAUGCCCCCUGACACCCCGGACAUGGCCAAGAGUGUCCCCAAGCCAGCUACACCUGAACAAGUGAUGGGGGCUGAGCAGUCCCCUGAAGCUGAACCCCCAAAGGCUGAGGAGAGUUUCAGGCUAGGAGAGGAUCAGGAGGGCCAGGACUCCAUGUCCAGGGCCAAGGCCAACUGGCUGCGAGCAUUCAACAAGGUGCGGAUGCAGCUUCAGGAGGCACGGGGAGAAGGAGAGAUGUCCAAAUCCCUGUGGUUCAAAGGCGGCCCUGGGGGUGGUCUCAUCAUCAUAGACAGCAUGCCAGACAUCCGGAAGAGGAAACCUAUCCCGCUUGUGAGCGACCUGGCCAUGUCCUUGGUGCAGUGCCGGAAAGCUGGCAUCACCUCAGCCUUGGCCUCCAGCACGCUGAACAACGAGGAGCUGAAAAACCACGUUUACAAGAAAACCCUGCAAGCCUUAAUUUACCCCAUCUCCUGCACGACGCCGCACAACUUUGAGGUGUGGACGGCCACCACGCCCACCUACUGCUAUGAGUGCGAGGGGCUGCUGUGGGGCAUCGCCAGGCAGGGCAUGCGCUGCACCGAGUGCGGGGUCAAGUGCCACGAGAAGUGCCAGGACCUACUCAACGCCGACUGCCUGCAGCGCGCCGCGGAGAAGAGCUCGAAGCACGGUGCAGAGGACCGCACACAGAACAUCAUCAUGGUGCUGAAGGACCGCAUGAAGAUCCGUGAGCGAAACAAGCCCGAGAUCUUCGAGCUCAUCCAGGAGAUCUUCGCAGUCACCAAGACGGCACACACGCAACAGAUGAAGGCCGUCAAGCAAAGCGUACUGGACGGCACGUCCAAGUGGUCGGCCAAGAUCAGCAUCACUGUGGUCUGUGCCCAGGGCUUGCAGGCAAAGGACAAGACAGGAUCCAGCGAUCCUUACGUCACUGUGCAGGUCGGGAAGACCAAGAAAAGGACAAAAACCAUCUAUGGGAACCUCAACCCCGUGUGGGAAGAGAAUUUCCACUUCGAGUGUCACAACUCCUCUGACCGUAUCAAGGUCCGCGUCUGGGAUGAGGACGACGACAUUAAGUCCCGAGUGAAGCAGAGGUUUAAGAGGGAGUCUGAUGACUUCCUGGGGCAGACGAUCAUUGAGGUGCGGACGCUCAGCGGCGAGAUGGACGUGUGGUACAACCUGGACAAGAGAACAGACAAAUCGGCAGUAUCUGGUGCCAUCCGCCUUCACAUCAGUGUGGAGAUUAAAGGCGAAGAGAAGGUGGCCCCAUACCACGUCCAGUACACCUGCCUGCAUGAGAACCUGUUCCACUUCGUGACAGAUGUGCAGAACAAUGGCGUGGUCAAGAUCCCAGAUGCCAAGGGUGAUGAUGCCUGGAAGGUGUACUACGAUGAGACGGCCCAGGAAAUUGUGGACGAGUUUGCCAUGCGUUAUGGCGUUGAAUCCAUCUACCAAGCCAUGACCCACUUUGCCUGCCUCUCCUCUAAAUACAUGUGCCCUGGGGUGCCCGCUGUCAUGAGCACCCUGCUUGCCAACAUCAAUGCCUACUAUGCACACACCACCGCCUCCACCAAUGUGUCUGCCUCUGACCGCUUCGCUGCCUCCAACUUCGGGAAAGAACGCUUUGUGAAACUCCUGGACCAGCUGCAUAAUUCUCUGCGCAUUGACCUCUCCAUGUACCGGAAUAACUUCCCAGCCAGCAGCCCGGAGCGACUCCAGGACCUCAAGUCCACUGUGGAUCUGCUCACCAGUAUCACCUUCUUCCGGAUGAAGGUCCAGGAACUCCAGAGCCCACCCAGGGCCAGCCAGGUGGUGAAGGACUGCGUGAAGGCCUGCCUCAACUCCACCUAUGAGUACAUCUUCAAUAACUGUCAUGAACUUUAUAGCCGGGAGUACCAAACAGACCCGGCCAAAAAGGGGGAGGUGCCCCCAGAAGAGCAGGGCCCCAGCAUCAAGAACCUCGACUUCUGGUCCAAGCUGAUCACCCUCAUUGUAUCCAUCAUAGAGGAAGACAAGAACUCUUACACACCCUGCCUCAAUCAGUUUCCCCAAGAGCUCAACGUGGGAAAAAUCAGCGCAGAAGUCAUGUGGAACCUCUUUGCCCAAGACAUGAAGUACGCCAUGGAGGAGCAUGACAAACACCGGCUGUGCAAGAGCGCCGACUACAUGAACCUUCACUUCAAGGUCAAGUGGCUCUACAAUGAAUAUGUGACUGAGCUGCCUGCCUUCAAGGAGCGCGUGCCUGAGUACCCCGCGUGGUUCGAGCCCUUUGUCAUCCAGUGGUUGGAUGAGAAUGAGGAGGUGUCACGGGACUUCCUGCAUGGUGCCCUGGAGCGGGACAAGAAGGAUGGGUUCCAGCAGACGUCGGAGCACGCUCUGUUCUCAUGCUCCGUGGUGGACGUCUUCUCCCAGCUCAACCAGAGCUUUGAGAUCAUCAAAAAGCUAGAGUGUCCUGACCCCCAGAUUGUGGGGCACUACAUGCGGCGCUUCGCCAAGACUAUCAGCAAUGUGCUCCUCCAGUAUGCUGACAUCAUCUCCAAGGACUUCGCCUCCUACUGCUCCAAGGAGAAAGAGAAAGUGCCUUGCAUCCUUAUGAACAACACGCAGCAGCUCCGUGUGCAGUUGGAGAAGAUGUUCGAGGCCAUGGGAGGCAAGGAGCUGGAUACGGAGGCCAGUGAUAUCCUGAAGGGACUUCAAGUGAAACUUAACAGUGUCUUGGAUGAGCUCAGCCGGGUGUUUGCUACCAGCUUCCAGCCACACAUUGAAGAGUGUGUCAAACAGAUGGGUGACAUUCUGAGUCAGGUGAAGGGUACAGGCAAUGUGCCGGCCAGCGCAUGCAGCAGUGUGGCCCAGGAUGCGGACACCGUGCUGCAGCCCAUAAUGGACCUGCUGGACAGCAACCUCACCCUCUUCGCCAAGAUCUGUGAGAAGACAGUCCUGAAACGCGUGCUGAAGGAGCUAUGGAAGCUCGUCAUGAACACCAUGGAGAAGACCAUCGUGCUGCCACCGCUCACUGACCAGACGAUGAUCGGCACCCUCUUGAGAAAACAUGGCAAGGGACUAGAAAAGGGCAGGGUGAAACUGCCAAGCCACUCAGACGGAACACAGAUGAUAUUCAACGCUGCCAAGGAGCUGGGUCAGCUGUCCAAGCUCAAGGACCACAUGGUACGAGAGGAAGCCAAGAGCUUAACCCCAAAGCAGUGCGCAGUGGUUGAACUCGCCCUGGACACUAUCAAGCAAUACUUCCACGCGGGGGGCGUGGGCCUCAAAAAGACCUUCCUAGAGAAGAGCCCAGACCUGCAGUCCUUGCGCUAUGCCUUGUCCUUGUACACCCAGGCCACCGACCUGCUGAUCAAAACCUUCGUUCAGACGCAGUCAGCCCAGGGCUCGGGGGUAGAUGACCCUGUGGGUGAAGUGUCCGUCCAUGUGGAGUUGUUCACGCAUCCUGGAACUGGAGAGCAAAAAGUCACAGUGAAAGUGGUGGCUGCCAAUGACCUCAAGUGGCAGACUUCUGGCAUCUUCCGGCCAUUCAUCGAGGUCAACAUCAUUGGGCCCCAACUGAGUGACAAGAAACGCAAGUUUGCCACCAAAUCCAAGAACAACAGCUGGGCGCCCAAGUACAACGAGAGCUUCCAGUUCACGCUGAGCGCCGACGCGGGGCCCGAGUGCUACGAGCUGCAGGUGUGCGUGAAGGACUACUGCUUCGCGCGCGAGGACCGCACGGUGGGGCUGGCCGUGUUGCAGCUGCGCGAGCUGGUCCAGCGCGGGAGCGCCGCGUGCUGGCUGCCGCUCGGCCGCCGCAUCCACAUGGACGACACGGGCCUCACGGUGCUGCGCAUCCUGUCGCAGCGCAGCAACGACGAGGUGGCCAAGGAGUUCGUCAAGCUCAAGUCGGACACGCGCUCGGCCGAGGAGGGCGGAGCGGCGCCUGCGCCUUAG